Messenger RNA from Chaetomium strumarium, 2376 nucleotides. RefSeq lists its product as uncharacterized. Gene Ontology annotation, biological process: sphingolipid biosynthetic process. NCBI's taxonomy places the organism in Eukaryota, Fungi, Ascomycota, Sordariomycetes, Sordariales, Chaetomiaceae. Bases 1 to 2376 code for a protein of 791 amino acids. The transcript is spliced from 6 exons. Gene Ontology annotation, molecular function: 3-dehydrosphinganine reductase activity. Gene Ontology annotation, cellular component: endoplasmic reticulum membrane. The record is from RefSeq and is a predicted model, not a curated record.
AUGGCGAUAUUCGGCAGAAAGAACCACAUGCCAGUCGAGGGCCGGACGGUUCUCAUUACCGGCGCCUCCGAGGGUAUGGGCCGCAGCGCAGCGAUCCAGCUCGCCGCCAAAGGCGCGAACGUGAUCCUUGUGUCGCGCAACAUAGGCCGUCUGGAGGAAGCCCUCGCCGAGGUCAAGGCGGCCGCUUCCUCACCGGCCACCCAGCGGUUCACCUACAUCUCGGCCGACGUCUCUGAGUUCGACUACGCCUCGACGGUCAUUGCCCAGGCCAUUGCCUGGAACGGCGGCCAGGCGCCGGACAUCGUCUGGUGCAUCGCAGGCAUGUCAACGCCCAUGCUCUGGACCGACGACGCGGCGCUAUCAGCUGCCCGCCGCAACAUGGACGUGAAUUACUUCGGCUCGGCCGAGAUGUCGCGCGCCAUCCUGCGCGAGUGGCUCGCCCCGGAGAACAGCACAGGCCCCAAGUCAGAGCCCAAGCACAUCAUCUUCACCGCCUCGGUACUCGCGCUGUUCGCCAUUGUCGGCUACGGCCCGUACUCGCCCUCGAAAUGGGCGCUGAGGGGUCUUGCCGACACGUUGGCCAUGGAGCUGAAUCUGUAUCCGGAUAAUCCGGUCAAGGUGCAUGUCGUCUACCCGGCCACCAUCACAAGUCCUGGAUUGGAGAGAGAGAACCAGACUAAGCCCGGCAUUACGCUUGAGCUGGAGAAAGAUGAGCCGCCUGAGACGCCGGACACGGUGGCGAGGCGGGCGAUUGCGGGUUUAGAGAAGGGAGAGUACUUUGUUGCCGUGUCUUUUUUGGGGACUUUGAUGCGAUGUGGUGUGAUGGGUGGGUCACCGAGGAACAGCUGGGUAUUUGAUACGCUUCUAGGGUGGAAUACUCGGGUACUUCAGGAGCGCGCUUUUCCCUGGCUCGUAGUAAAGGUUUCUGUCCGCGUUGUCGCCCCCUUCGCGGACCAUCAAUACGACCCGUCAAAUCUCAGAAGCAGUCCGGGCCAGAAGCAUACGCAAGCUGACGACAGCUGCGCAUUCUCAGCGAUCCUGACACUAGCAUUAGCCGCGCCUGGGAGCAUCUGGAAUACUGGAUUCCGGUUGCCUGGCUCGAGCAUGAAACCGUCGGCCAUCCGGUCGCAACGCAAUAAGGUGACCAAGCCAACCCCUCCGGCACGCGGCCGCGUCCCGCGCCAGGUGGCGGGACAACUGGCUGCGCACGAAGCCCACGCACACGCGCAAGCGCUGGGCGGCGACUUAAAGGCAGACCCCGGCUCCGUCUUCGACGAAGCGGCGAUGGGUGCCCAGGACUAUGCGGCAGCCGCCGCCGCCGCCGCUGCCAUGGAGACGGACCUCAACGAGGAUGCUCAUGGCGAAGCCGAGGUCGAGGCCAACAUGGAAGACGACGACGGCCCCGGCGGCACGUCCGGCCUAGCGCCGCAUGUUGAUCUCGCAGCUGCCAACAUGAUCGCCAACGGCAACGGCGCCGGGAGCGCCAUGUCUCAGCCCGUCCAGGAGCAGCUGCACGAGAUGCAGCAGAGCCUGGCACAUGCCCACCACGCCCAGCAUGCUCAUCAGCAGCAGCAUCACCCGCACCAGCACCCGCACCAGCACCAGCAUCAGCCGCCGGCGCAAAUGGGCAACGCGCAGCAGAUGCAGCCGGGACACCAUGCCCUGGACCCGUCAAUGGUGAAGACGACAGAGGAGCUCGCAAGGGAAUCUGGGUACGGCGAGCUCAACGUCGAGAGCGCUCUGGCCAAGAGACUCGCCCGUGAACCAGGCCAGCGCCUCGCCCAACAGCGUAGGCCAGAGCAGGUUCUCAACCUAGCGCGACGCAGUAACGUGGAGGCCUUGUUUGCCCAUAUCGCUGGAGUGCCGGCGCAGGUUCCAUGCAAGAACUGCCACAAGGGUCACGGCCCUUGGACCAGUUGCAUCGUCGUCGACGGCCAGAUGUGCGGCAGCUGCGCCAACUGCUGGUUCAACGCGAGCGGAGCGAGAUGCAGCUUUCAUGAGACCCGUAAUCCUCAGGUUGUCACUCAGCACCCGGCAAUCCUGCCGGCCAGUGGUGCCGGUCUUGCGAGCGACCCUGCCUACCGCUUCGCCGCUACUACGCACCCUCUCCUCCAGUCCCAUGGCGCCGCUAUGGGAGGCGUCAGCCAUCCCGGGGCAUUGUUGACUAGCAAUCCAAUGCUGCAACAGAUGGUGAAUAGAGCCAUGGGCGAGGUCCGCAAUGCUGACAAGGCUACGCGCCAACUUAUGUUGAUCGAUAUCACCGCGAAGCAGCUGGCCCUGCAAAUCGCCGACUACGAAGAAAUGGUCGCCAGUCAGGAUACCGCGGGGGGUCAUGUUCCGGGCCAGCAGGUCAUGGGCGAUGAUGCCGGAGCUUAG